GCGAACGGGUUGAACAAGACACUCCCAACACCACUUCUCCCACUGAUUAGGUGGUUAGAGGCGGCGGCUCGCGCCCCGUGUGUGUCGGUAUGCCUCGCAUCAACUUCAGCCGCACCGAGCGCUUCGCUCAGAUGUCGAAACAAGAGCAACUAAUCGCCCAGAAACGGCAGCAGAUCAUGGAGAAGCAGCGCACACUGGAGCUGGCCAAACAGAUUGCGGCCGAAGCGAGCAAGGAUACGCCGAGUGCCACCGAAGUGCCCGAAGCGCCCGAGGCCAGCGGAAAGGUUGUUCUCCCGUUCAGCAACGAUGGUUCCUUUCUGGAGCGCUUCAAGCAGUUGAGUGAAAAGAUUGUCAAGCAAACCGAGGACCAAGUGAAGUUAGCGCCCGUCCCCGAAUCGGACACGGCCGCCGCUGACGUGCCAGUGACUGGCAACGCUGCGAACCCACAUCCGGCCACGGUGCCAGGUGUAUCUGCCAGUGGUAGCGGCGAUCAUAUGUUCAAGUUCGACGUACCACCUCCGUCGUUGAUUCCGCCCCUUCCACCACCACCUCCUCCGCCACCACCGCCGCAGCUGCCGGCAAUGGCCGAUGAUGUGCAUUUUGAACCAUUCUAUGAUCUUCCUCCGAUCAUCCAAGAGCACAGCGAACAACCCGAAGGCGGCGCACGCGAUGGACCCGCCAGUGGGCGUGAUGGGACCAGUGUCGAGGUAGACUCGAACUUCCAAGUAUUUUCAGAACAUGAUAAAUUACCAACCACAAUUGAAGAAUUAAUUCAAUUGGUUGCCGAUAUCGGUGAUGUUUAUGAAGAUAAAUUAUGUUCACGUAAAAAUGAUUUGCAUCCAUCGCUUUGGUUCCUGUUCGACAAACACUCGGAGGCGUACGUUAGCUUCCGUCGGAUGAUCCAGGCUCGCCGUUUGAAGCGGAGUUUAGGUGCCUCCGGUGGGAUGCAGAUUGUCGUGGCGAACCACGGUAACAAUGACGACGACGAUGACGAUGAUGCCAAAUACGAUCCGGCAGACGUGCUGGAUGAUUCGAUUGUAGACGAUGGUCCCGAAACCGAGAACCGACCAGGGCCGGCCUUUCAACAGGAGCAUGGAACAGGAGGUGAACGCGGCCAUGCUAGUGCCGACCGGUUAGCUCCUGGUGAUGGAAUGUUUCUGGUGUCACCCAGCGUCGCAGCAGCUCAGCCACCGUCCGCCGGGGCCGAGAUUCCGAUUCAUAUGAUGCCCAAUUUUUAUGGCGACGAGCGUCACUUUUACGACGACAAGUCGACCACGGAAACGGACUCGGACACGGAGUACGUGCGUGAGGCGCGCGAACGCAACCUAAAGAAUCUCAAGCGCAAAACGUUCGAUGCCGGCAACCGCAGAGAGGACGGCAGUUCGACCGAUUCCGAUGACGACUACCACGCCAUGCUGGUCGGGACCGGUGACAGUGCGAACGAGUCGACGAAUGAGAAGAACGGCGGCAGUUCGGGCACCACGGGCGGAAGUGCUGCGGGAGUCCUUGGUUCUGGUGGUUUCUCCCGGUUAAAGUACCGUAAAAAGUAUCGCGUGGGUGAAAACAACGAAGCGAUGGGUGGAGGUGUUGGUGGAACUGGUACAGGUGAAAGUCCAAAUGACGGUGGCCUUGGUCAGACCUCGGCAGCACCAUCCAUCGAGGUGCCACAACCACCACCACCACCACCACCAGCACUACCACCGGCACUACCACCACCGCCGGCGGAAACGUCCACGGUUCCGUCAGUAUCACCGUGGGGUCCGCCAAGCGAAUGCCGCAUGCGCGACGUUCUGCAAUACGUCUAUCGGCACUACGGAACGGUGGACGACUUAUCUGCCGAAUGCUGGAGUAAGGCGGAACAGCAUCACCGGCUGCACCUUUUGUACGAUGAUUUGGUGGCGAAGGUUAAGCUACACGAACAGUUCAUACUCAGCUGCUGGGACGCCAGCAAUGGUUCGGUGGACUCCGAACAGGAACUUCGGCUGUAUACCACGAAGCGGGAAUCCGUUGUUGCGUGGACCACCGCAAUUACGAGUCUUUACGAGCGGGUACGUCCGGCCCAUUUGAGCGAGUUUCUGAUGCGCGGCGACUACGAGAGCUUUGUGGAGCAGUUUCGUCAGAUGUCCGACCGGCAGCCGAAUUUCGAAGACUACAAAGAGUUCGUCCUGCAGCGGGCGGGUGUAUCGGACGUCUUGAAGGUGGAAAGGGAGCCACAGGGACCUCAGGCCGGCUGUGGCUCACGCAAACCGGAAUACAGUUCGAGCGAUUCGGAGUUUGCGUCACAUCAUGACCAGUCCCAAGAGCAAGGUGGCCCCCAACAGCCACCGACACAGAGCGCCACCGGUGGUGGGCAGAGUGAGAACGGUGGAGGGCGCGAUAAUGGGUCUCAGAAUGUGGGCCACUCGUCGACGUCGACGAGCAUGAAGCGAACGUUCGAAGACGGCGAUCGGCAGCGGGAGGCGGCCAAGCGGCGCAAAAGCCGCUGGAGUGAACAGGUGGUCGAAAGCGGUGGAAGUGGGGCACAGCUUGGCCAAGCGAUAGCGCCCUACCCGGGGGCUUCCAGUCGCGCGCAUCCCCCGGGACCGCCACCAUCGUUACUGGCAGCGGCGGGCGCUCCGAAGCUGAGCGCCGUUAGUCGCACCGAUCCGGCUCUGCUGGCGUACGCACGGCAAAACUUUGGCAGCACCAACCUUACGGAGGAAGAGUGGACGAAGGCCGAGGAUCACUACAAGAUCAACCUGCUGUUCCAGGACAUGCUGCGCAAGCGGCAGGAGAUCGAUCGGUUGGCCAACAGUGGGCGGUUCAAGUACGAGUACGACUCGGACGAAGACACGACCGGUGGCACGUGGGAACACAAGUUGCGCAUGCAGGAGAUGGAGGCUACGCAAAAGUGGGCCAACGAGCUGACGCGCCAGUCGGAGGGCAAGCACCACAUCGGGGACUUUUUGCCACCGGAAGAGCUGCGCAAGUUCAUGGAGAAGUACGAGGCGCAAAAGACCAACCGGCAGCCGAACCUGAGCGACUACAAGGACUACAAGCUGCGCGAGGAUAACGUCGGCUUCCAAAUGUUGCAGAAGCUGGGCUGGAAGCAGGGUCAGGGGCUGGGCGCCGACGGGAGCGGUAUAGUCGAUCCGAUCAACAAGGCGUCACAGAGAGACAACAAUCAGGGAUUGGGCAUCAUUGCACCGGACAACCCGGAGGUGAACGACAACGAGUACGAUGCGUACCGAAAGCGUAUGAUGUUGGCGUAUCGAUUCCGACCGAAUCCUCUGAACAAUCCACGACGGGCGUACUACUGAGCGGAACAGCCACCGGGAGACGGAGAAGUGAGCGCGAAGUUUGUUUGAAGAUCGUCACGCGGUAGUCCUAGACGAACCCAACCUUGGGCCUUGCUCUGUUUUGCACACAAUUGAUCAUAAAUUGAGAAAUGCUUGAUAUCAUCGCACCUGUGCUCUCGCGCUCUUUCUCUCUCUGUCCAAGCCUUGGGGCACUGAUAAGAUUAUUAGCUAAUGAUUAGACCCCCGGAGCGCCCGAAGCAUGAUUCCCCGUUUGAUCGCUCUAUUUGCGAUUCCGGUGUACACCGGAGUGUGCCGGUGUAGUAGAGAGUUUAGAACUUUUCUAAAAAAAUAAGGUCAAAGCGUCGGGUCGGGCGCACGAUCGCGAAAAAAAGGAAACCAUAAUAUUCGCAUCGAACGAACAUGCUGAGUGCUUUCCGUUGCGCUUGAACAUUAAAUUGAAUUAUUGUGCCCGUCACCGGCGACAUUCCGAUACAUCCGGCGGGGCAAUGCAUGUGCCACUUGGGUGCCCCUAGAGUUCCCGGGAAAACAAACACAAAUAACGCAAAGUGCAAAUAAGCCAUUCGGUUGCCGUCCUCAAACGGUUACGGAAUGGCACGCAGUCAGAGCAUGAUUUAGUAGAAUUUCAUAUUGUUUUUCUGCAUUUUGGCCCGGUCCAAUGUUUGUCGGCACUGCAGCAUGCGGGCAAAAUGGUGCGUCCUCACACAGAGGAUGCGCAGAUGGCCCUUCGGGUUCGAUCGCACUCGAGAAUUCAUUUAUUAUUACUAUGUUACGUUACUUUCUGUACUCCUGAAUUCCACGUUGUAAGUGAAUUAAAUAAAAUGUCUAAUAAAAAUG
Anopheles bellator is the source of this 4133-nucleotide messenger RNA. RefSeq lists its product as uncharacterized. The record is from RefSeq and is a predicted model, not a curated record. The transcript has 7 exons. Gene Ontology annotation, biological process: RNA processing. Gene Ontology annotation, cellular component: nucleoplasm. Bases 90 to 3299 code for a protein of 1069 amino acids. Gene Ontology annotation, molecular function: RNA binding. NCBI's taxonomy places the organism in Eukaryota, Metazoa, Arthropoda, Insecta, Diptera, Culicidae.